This is a messenger RNA of Adineta ricciae, 780 nucleotides long. The record is from the annotation of a GenBank genome assembly. NCBI's taxonomy places the organism in Eukaryota, Metazoa, Rotifera, Eurotatoria, Adinetida, Adinetidae.
AUGACGUUGACUCGAGACAAUUCCUUUGUAUCGAAUGCAUCAAAUGUAAGUUUAAUGCCAGUUAUGGUCGAUUAUUCCGUUUCGCAAAUAACUCCAUAUAUAUUUGUUACUGCGGAAGAAACAGCUCGGCAAUUUACUACGGUAUUUUCUAAUGGCAUCGGUUGUGUUAUCAAUGUAGCAGAUGAACUUCCUCAGAUUAUAUUUCCUCCUCAAAGUGGCAUCGAAUCGUUGAAAUUUCCUAUUCUGGACUUGCCAACAUUUCCAGCUAAUCAAUACUUUGAUGUUGUUGCCGAUCGUAUUGCUGCAAAUACAGCAGCAAAUCGACGAACACUUCUCUACUGUCAUCAUGGACGUUCACGAUCGAUCACAUUUAUCUUAGCGUAUUUAAUUAAACAUUAUCGUUUAUCAUUAUCGGAUGCAUAUACUUUGGUGAAGCAGAGACGACAGAUAGCUUUGCCUAAUGUUGGCUUCUGGUCACAAUUGAGAAACUAUGAACUAUAUCAGCAACAACAACGAAUGACUCCUUUGCCAGUGAUGAGAUCUGCUGUGGAACCAAUGACAUAUGGUCAACAUAUGCUCAUUAAACUUUCGGAUGGUGUUCAACGUGUUUUAGGUCAAGAUCCAUAUUCAUCAGCGUUUGCGUCGUCACAGGCACUCACAGCACCAGCGAUUGUAUAUAGAAAACCUCAUUAUCACCAUAUACGACGAAAUCCAGUGCCUCACGUAUCUUUGUAUCAUCACCGUUCACCCCAUGGUGCAUAUCAUAGACAAAGAGCGUAA